CCAAUUUCUUCGGUUCAGGAACUUGGAACAUAGCUACAGUACAAUCAUCGAUAAUGGGUCAAGUAGUCAGCACCACCGCUUGCGUGCAAGCGGGAUCGUACCCCGUCUCAGCGGGUGUUCACUGCCUUCCACCAGACCUUACUCGCCGAUUCAAGAAGAUAUCCAAAGAGAUUCUAAGUGAUGAUGUCACAGAUAUCAUUAUCCGAGUCGCUGAGCAAGGAGCAGAACCGAACCACUAUCCGCAUGAUACUACGAAGCCAGCAUUCUCCUACAAAUACAUGGACGCUGGGUGGUGGACAUCCGGCUUCUUCCCAGGCAGCCUCUGGCUACUCUACGAGCGAUCGCUACACAUGCCAUUAUCUACAUCGUCCUCUGAUAUCCUCGACUUGGCUCUGUCAUGGCAGGAAGGCAUGGAGUCCCAGCAGUAUAACAAGGGAACACAUGAUCUCGGGUUUAUGAUUAUGCCCGCAUUUUACCGCGAUUAUCAGCUGCGUGGUAGUAACAGCAGCAGAGACAUUGUCAUCAACGCCGCUCAUUCACUCUCGACACGGUGGAACGAGACAGUCCAAUGUAUUCGUUCUUGGGAUUCCAUGAGUAGCCCUAGAUGGAACUUCAGCGACAAGAACAAGAACUUUCUUGUCAUUAUCGAUAACAUGAUGAACUUGGAACUACUCUACCGAGGCGCUGAGCUCACCGACGAUGACGAACUUGCCCGCCGAGCCACUGAGCAUGCAAAGACGACAAUGGCCCAUCACAUUCGCCCAGAUGACUCAACCUACCACCUGGUAAAUUACAAUCCAGCAAAUGGAGAUGUACAAGGGCGCUAUACCGUCCAAGGGUAUGCCGAUAAUAGCACUUGGGCGCGUGGCCAGUCAUGGGGUGUAUACGGCUACACGACAGCGUACAAGCACACGAAAGAUCCCGAAUUUCUAAGCACAGCUAAGCGAUUGGCCACGUACUUUAUCAAACGAAUGCGAGAGACCGCAGACAAUACUGGCAUGGUGUACUGGGACUUUGACGCGCCGCACACGACACCUCCUAUCCGUGACGUGUCAGCAGCUAUGGUGGUUUGCUCUGGGCUUCUGGAGCUUUAUGAGCUCACGGGGGACGCGCAGUUUUUGCCUGAUGUUGCUCAAAUGCUAGAAUACGCUAUAUGGCAUUCAAAGGCUCCCAACGACGCUGAUACAGUUUUGCGUGGCGCGACCGUCAACAAUAGCCCAGAUAACAAGAACCCAAGCUUUGAAACCGGUCUUGUAUAUGCAGACUAUUAUUUAUUGGAGAUUGGCAACAGGUUAUUGCAACUAAACUUAGCUUAGUGCAAUAGACACUUUUUUACUUCGUUUUACUCCAUGAUCUGCCGAACAAAACGCGUGUUAUUCGUAUAGUACAAUCAGCACGACCAAAAGGGAAGGCAAUUAGUGCUCAGCCU
Molecule: messenger RNA, 1429 nt
Organism: [Torrubiella] hemipterigena
Lineage: Eukaryota; Fungi; Ascomycota; Sordariomycetes; Hypocreales; Clavicipitaceae
Source: the annotation of a GenBank genome assembly